Sphenostylis stenocarpa is the source of this 609-nucleotide messenger RNA. The record is from the annotation of a GenBank genome assembly. NCBI's taxonomy places the organism in Eukaryota, Viridiplantae, Streptophyta, Magnoliopsida, Fabales, Fabaceae.
AUGGAGGUACAUUCUCCUGUUGUGGCAAAGAGAUUAUGGAAUGUGAUGAGGGUAACCUUCUUCAUGAUAAGGAAGGGUCUUAUAUCAAAGAGGAACAUGAUCAUGGACAUGAACCUCAUGAUGAAGAAAGGGAAGGUGGUGAGAAAAUCUUUUAGCAAUCUCAUACCAUCACAUCACCACCACCACCACCAGAAGAACCCUAAGAGUGUGACAAGAGGAGGCUUAGGGGUGCAUUAUGAAUUCUCAUGCAGCAAUAGUCCAAACCCUGUUUUCUUCUCCAUGCCAAAGCGCAAGCACCAUUUCAACUUUCCCUGCAUCCAUGCCCCUGAAGUUGUCGAAGAUGAACAUCGUUUUUCAUUCGAAGUUGAAGGUGAGGUGCCUAAAGGUGUGGUAGUUCCCAAAACCCCAGAGUAUACGUACAACUUUUUUGUUCCUGGAGAAAAAAAGAGCCCUCUUCUCUCACCGUUUUCUGUGAGGGUGUCCAACUAUUCUGCAUUGGAUGAAACUGAAGAAGUUGGAAAUGAUCGUGUUGAUGAUCAGGCUGAGGAUUUCAUCAGAAGAUUCUAUGAACAGCUUAGGACACAAAGCCCCGUGCAGUUCCUCCGUUAA